Messenger RNA from Drosophila montana, 2037 nucleotides. RefSeq names its product adenylyl cyclase-associated protein 1 (gene capt). The record is from RefSeq and is a predicted model, not a curated record. Gene Ontology annotation, molecular function: adenylate cyclase binding; actin binding. The transcript is spliced from 5 exons. Gene Ontology annotation, cellular component: cytoplasm. NCBI's taxonomy places the organism in Eukaryota, Metazoa, Arthropoda, Insecta, Diptera, Drosophilidae. Gene Ontology annotation, biological process: actin filament organization; cytoskeleton organization; cell morphogenesis. Bases 357 to 1625 code for a protein of 422 amino acids.
AACAUAUGUAAGACAAACGAACGAGCGAAAAAUUAGUCACUCGUCGUCGAUUUUUCGCACACAACUGUUCUAAAGCAGCGGUAAAUUGGUAAUUAACAAAUUCUUCGCUACUAUUACAAAUUUGUGAUAUUAACCAGUCGGAAUCAAAGCCCACGGCUGCCGUUGAGCAUUUGGAAAGGAUUUGUGAACGCCUGGAAACGCUAGUAGAUCGCCUGGAGCAUACGCUUAUAGCGCCGCAGCCAGCUGAGGCAUACACAAAGUCAGAGCCAGAGCCCGCACCACCCGCACCACCCACACCACCUUUACCAAGCCAAACAGCAUCAGUUGCAACUGCAUCAGCGCCCAGCAGCAAUAGAAUGAGUGUCGCCGGCUUUGAGGAUAUUAUGGCCGGGCCGCUGAGCCAGUAUCUGGCGCUGUCGGCCAAAAUUGGCGGCGAUGUGGCCCAGCAUGCCCAGUUCGUCAAGGCAGCCUUCGACGCCCAAUUGCGUUACGUGACGCUGGCCACGCAGAUCGCGCAGCCGGCUCAGCCCAAGCAAGUGGAACUGUUGCAGCCAACAUCGACGCAAAUCAGCGCCAUUCAGGAUUUCCGUGAGAAGCAUCGCUCGUCCGCUUUCUUCAAUCAUUUGUCGGCCAUCAGUGAAAGUAUACCCGCCCUGGGCUGGGUGUGUGUAUCGCCGACACCCGGACCGCACGUCAAGGAGAUGAACGAUGCGGGCCAGUUCUAUACGAAUCGUGUGCUCAAGGAGUGGAAGGAGAAGGACUCCAAGCACGUGGAAUGGGCACGCGCCUGGAUCCAAACGCUAACCGAACUACAGGCAUACAUUAAGCAGUAUCAUACCACGGGCCUUGUUUGGUCUGGCAAGGGCGCGGCACCAGCCGGUAAAGCUCCACCACCGCCACCACCUGGCGGUAUGCCACCACCACCACCGCCACUAGAUCUGAGUGCUCUGAAGCUGGACAGCUCAGCCGAUGAGCGCAGCGCGCUCUUUGCGCAAAUCAAUCAGGGCGCCGACAUUACCAAGAAUUUGAAGAAGGUAACCGGCGACAUGCAAACCCACAAGAAUCCAUCGUUGCGCACUGGCCCCGCGCCCUUCAAGACACCCGCCGGCAGCAGCGGAAGCACAGGUGGUCGUGCCAAUGCGCCCGCCAAGGAGCCCGUCUUUACGCUAGAUGGCAAAAAGUGGCUAAUUGAGUAUCAGAAGAACAAUACGGGCUUGCGUGUGGAGAAUGCCGAGCUGAGCAAUGUGGUGUAUAUGUACCGCUGCGAGGGCUCCACUCUCACCGUCAGGGGCAAGGUGAACAACAUUGUGAUGGAUUCGUGUAAAAAAUGUUCGCUGCUGUUCGAUUCGGUUUUGUCCUCCAUUGAGUUUGUCAACUGCCAGAACAUUCAGAUGCAGGUGUUGGGCUCGGUGCCAACUAUUUCCAUUGACAAGAGCGAGGGCUGUCAAAUGUAUUUGUCCAAGGAUUCGUUGGGCGUGGAAAUCAUCAGCUCCAAGUCAUCGGAGAUGAAUGUGCUCCUGCCAGAGGAGAAUGGUGACUAUGUCGAACUGGCUUUGCCGGAGCAAUACAAGACCUUCAUCAAUGGCAAAUCCCUCAAGACUGUGUGCUUGGACAGCCUGGGUUAAUGCCGGCGUCUCAUCGGGAAUCCCAAGGGCGUCGUUGAUUGCUUUUGAAAGAAAAAAUAGAAACAUAACAAAAAAUAUCCACCCCAAAAGCAGACCGCAUUCAACUAAUUGAACUGGUUGCAGCAAAGCUAAAAUAAUCUAAUUUUAAGCGCAGAGUUUUCGUGUUUAUGUGUAUUUAUCAUUUUUGUAAUGUACGAGAAUUUAGAAAAUGGUUGCCAAAUUUCUGCUGCGUGCGCUUGGGGAAAAAGUAUUCACAUCAUUUUUGCAUGAAAACAAAAAACAAGAGCAAAACAUAUAUACAUAUAUAUUUAUUUGAUAAUGCAAGAAGCAAUGCAACGUGACCCGAACGAGAAUCCAAUUUGUAUUAAUAUAUAUAAAAUUAAUGAAAAUAAUGCACGAAACUUUGUCAACA